AUGAGAUUUGAUUAUAGUGGUGAAGGCCUCGUGCAGGAUCAGCCACACUUUUUGGAGGGACGAAUACAGAAACCUGGUGCACCGAAUGCCACAAGGUUCCCAAACGACCCUCCGCAGGCAAAUCAGUCAACUAAACUAUGUAUCUCUCCCAGUCUGUUCAUAUCUAUCUAUCUAUCUAUCUAUCUAUCUAUCUAUCUAUCUAUCUAUCUAUCUCAGUCUGUUCAUAUCUAUCUAUCUAUCUAUCUAUCUAUCAUAUCUAUCUAUCUAUCUAUCUAUCUAUCUAUCUAUCUAUCCCAGUCUAUCCAGUCUAUCUAUCUAUCUAUCUAUCUAUCUAUCUAUCUAUCUAUCUAUCUAUCUAUCCCAGUCUACUCGUAUCUAUCUAUCCCAGUCUACUCGUAUCUAUCUAUCUAUCCUAGUCUACUCGUAUCUAUCUAUCUAUCCCAGUCUACUCGUAUCUAUCUAUCUAUCUAUCCCAGUCUACUCGUAUCUAUCUAUCUAUCUAUCCCAUCUAUCGUAUCUAUCUAUCUAUCUGUCUAUCUAUCUAUCUAUCUAUCUAUCUAUCUAUCCCAGUCUACUCGUAUCUAUCUAUCUAUCUAUCUAUCUAUCUAUCUAUCUAUCUAUCUAUCUUACUUUCUUUUGUCUCUUUCAUUGAUUUUCCUUACUUUCAUCUUCACUUUCUUUCUUUCUUUCUUUCUUUCUUUCUUUCUUUCAUCUUCGUUUUCUUUCUUUCUUUCUUUCAUCUUCCCUUUCUUUUAUCUCCUUAAUAUUUCUUUCUUUCUUUCUUUCUUACUUUCUUUCUUUCUUAAUAUUUCUUUCUUUCUUUCUUUCUUUCUUUCUUUCUUUCUUAAUAUUUCUUUCUUUCUUUCUUUCAUCUUCCCUUUCUUCGCUUUCUUUCUUUCUUUCUUUCUUUCUUUCUUUCUUUCUUUCUUUCUUUCUUUCUUUCUUUCUUUUAUCUUCGUUUUCUUUCUUUCUUUCUUUCUUAUAUCUGUUAGUAUCUCCUUAAUAUUUCUUUCUUUCUUUCUUUCUUACUUUCUUUCUUUCUUAAUAUUUCUUUCUUUCUUUCUUUCUUUCUUUCUUAAUAUUUCUUUCUUUCUUUCUUUCUUUCUUUCUUUCUUUCUUUCUUUCAUCUUCCCUUUCUUUGUUUCUAUUUUCUUUGUUGUUUUUUUUUUGUUUCUUUGUUUGUUUCUUUAUUUCUUUGAUUUCUUUCUUUCUUUCUUUCUUUCUUUCUUUCUUUCAUCUUCGUUUCCUUUCUUUCAUCUUCGUUUUCUUUCUUUCUUUCCUCUUCCCUUUCUUCGCUUUCUUUCUUUAAUCAAUCUUUUCGCUCAAAGCCUUAGCAAAAUUUUCAGGGCCCUUCAUCACGCAUCAUUUCUUCAUGUCGCCUUUUCUCUCUUAGAUCAAUCGAUUCAUUUGUCAUACUCGUUUUGGGAACUGGGGGUUCAUUUCUUCAUAUCUAUCUUAUUCUCUUCAUACUUAACUCGUCUAUCUAUCUAUCUAUCUAUCUAUCUAUCUAUCUAUCUAUCUUUCUAA
Molecule: messenger RNA, 1527 nt
Organism: Acanthosepion pharaonis
Lineage: Eukaryota; Metazoa; Mollusca; Cephalopoda; Sepiida; Sepiidae
Source: the annotation of a GenBank genome assembly